GCAUGUGCCCUCACGCAAAGAAACCCAUACAUGAAGAGGAGACCCGGCGGCCACAGCGGUCUAUCACUUCUCUGCCACCGGCUAAAAUGAGCCUUUACUAGAGAGUUACGACAUUAAACCGGAUGCCUCUAUGAUCCAGCCAACCUUACAGCGAGAUAUACAGUGUUCAGUUUGCACAAGAGGUGAGCCAUGGCUGAACCGAACCCCUCCCGCCCCCAAAGGAAGAUGUCCACCACCGGGGAGAGUGUGUACAAGGUGCUAGGGCUGGAGAAAGGAGCGACCGCUGAGGACAUCAAGAAAGCAUACAGGAAACUAGCAUUGAAGUACCACCCGGAUAAGAACCCCGACAACCCGGAGGCUGCAGAGAAGUUUAAGGAGAUUAACAACGCCAACUCUAUUUUAAAUGAUGAGACCAAGAGGAAGAUCUAUGAUGAGUAUGGCUCCAUGGGCCUCUACGUGUCCGAGCAGUUCGGAGAGGAGAGCGUCAAAUAUUACUUCCUCAUGUCCAAAUGGUGGUUUAAGGGUCUGGUACUGUGCUGCACAAUGUUCACCUGCUGCUGCUGUUGCUGCUGCUGUUGUUUCUGCUGUGGGAAGUGUAAACCACCUGAGGACGAUGAUAACUACCAGUAUGUCAACCCUGAAGACCUGGAGGCCCAAAUCAAAGCAGAGCAGGAUGGAGGUUACACGGUAAUUAUAGGCCAGCCCAAAUCUAACCUGGGUCCAGAAAACCCAGAAGGCCAGAGUCAGCCCAUCCCCUUGCCACUGCCCAUGCCUCCCUCCGAGGCCCAGUCGCCGACCCUGGCCAGUCCAGCGGGGGAAGAAAACCCCGGAGAGACCCUACCAGAGUCGAAAUGACUCGAAAGUGACAGGGCGGAUGAGCCUCAACUAGCAGAAACAGCCUUUUCGAGCCCCUACUACGAUCCAGCCACAUCCGACUGCUGCCAGAGAUCAACCAGCCCAAAGCCACCAGCCGGCCCAGGCCCACACCUCAAUCCUGACCGCUCAACCCACCUGAUCUACCCACUGGACCACACCUUUAAGGUGGGCACCUAAAGGCUUUUGGCCAACUCCAAGGAACUCGAGACAUGGAAGAGUGUUCAUGCAGAUCAAACUACUUGCUGAGCUCUGUUCAAUGCUAAAUGUUAGUCCCCUUUCUCCUUCCAGCUUGUUACAUACUUUUAGCCUAGCCUGGGCUAGAAGUGACCUAGUCAACAGUUUGAGUCAUCCAGGACUAUACCCCGACUCUCACUAAUCUGUUCUAGUCAUCCCAUCACAACCAGUGAGGACUGGGCUGCAAGAUGGUAAAAACAGUGAGAUACAAGGGCACACAACAUCAUGGAUAGGUGAUCCUCAUUAUUUAUCUGCUUACCAGACCAGGACUGGAACUAUCUCUCUCCCAACCGCCCUUGCGUCUCCCUCCAUUUUGGACUCAGUUCGUGUCCAACAGGAGUGCGUUUUUUUUAAACAUUUCUCCCCUUUUUAACUUGUUUUGAAGUUGUCCUCCAAGUUAAAAAGAAGGGUUUUUGGAUGCCACUUUUGACUGCUGCUAAGCAACGUGGGUGUGGAUGACCUUUUUUGUUUCCGGGUCCUUCAGUCAAAUAUUGCCCUCCAACGUUCAUCCUUUCAAACAAGCUCAUGAUGUUAAGUGUGGUGGUUUGAAGUAUUCUUCUUUCGAAGGAGGACUACCGGAAAUACGUUUUCAAUUCUGGACCUUACUACAUUUCACCGGCAAAGCGGAACUGAAGAGGCUCUGCUCCCCAAUGUGCAUGCAUUUUUUUUAUUUAUUCUUUUCAGAUGCAUGCCCCCCCCCC
This is a messenger RNA of Anoplopoma fimbria (sablefish), 1811 nucleotides long. RefSeq names its product DnaJ (Hsp40) homolog, subfamily C, member 5 gamma a (gene dnajc5ga). The record is from RefSeq and is a predicted model, not a curated record. Lineage: Eukaryota; Metazoa; Chordata; Actinopteri; Perciformes; Anoplopomatidae. The transcript is spliced from 7 exons. The coding region runs from base 190 to 855 and encodes 221 amino acids.